Messenger RNA from Esox lucius (northern pike), 8575 nucleotides. RefSeq names its product otogelin-like (gene otogl). Gene Ontology annotation, cellular component: extracellular matrix. The transcript has 55 exons. Bases 35 to 8032 code for a protein of 2665 amino acids. The record is from RefSeq and is a predicted model, not a curated record. Gene Ontology annotation, molecular function: protein binding; alpha-L-arabinofuranosidase activity. Gene Ontology annotation, biological process: L-arabinose metabolic process. Lineage: Eukaryota; Metazoa; Chordata; Actinopteri; Esociformes; Esocidae.
UGUUCCGUUAAACUUCUGAUUGAUCAACUCUGAGAUGAACAUUCCGCUGGGGGUAAAACUGGCUCUACUUUCUUGUUCAUUCCUUCAGCUGCUGACGGCACAAGCAGCUCAAAGCCCACUCACAGAGACAGACGGAAGAUUACAAAGGAGGGCUAAUGCACUGCGGAGGAAACGGGAUCUCCUAGGGGAGGAGACAUUCACUCCUCUUCUGUCCGAAGCAACUGUCCCUCGCAGUGUUCUACACAAUUACACCGCCCGCGAUGCCUCCUCAGAGUACUGUGGCUGUCUAAAUGGGGGCUGGUGUCAGGAGGGGGGUGUGUGUGACUGUGCACAGUUCCAGGCCCUCGGAGACCGCUGCCAGAUCAUCGUUAACCAGGGCCAGGACAGAGAUGGGAUCUGCAGGUCUUGGGGUCAGCACCACUUUGAGACCUUUGAUGGCAACUACUUCUACUUCCCUGGAAGCUGCUCUUACAUCCUUGCCCAGGACUGCCACUCACCCACCCCCCAGUACACCGUGUGGCUCCAUAACAGCCGCGUGUGUGAGGGCAGUGUGUACUCCUGUCCCAGGGCUCUCAGUCUCUUCUUCCCCAAUGAGGAGGAGAUCCACAUCUCUGGGUACCAAGUCCACCAGGGGGGCCGCAGGCUAAGCCUGCCACAGACAAUCGGAGGAGUGUUUAUAGAGCGUCUGGCUGACUACCUUCUGGUGAAGAGCGUGUUUGGCUUCUCUCUGGCUUGGGAUGGAAGUAGCGGUGUGUAUCUGAAGAUGUCUGAAGAGCACCACGGCACCCCCUGUGGCCUCUGUGGGAACUACAACAACCUACCCAGUGAUGACUUCACCACAGCCCGCGGUGUGCAGACAGAAGAGCCAGCAGUGUUUGCUAACAGCUGGUCAGUAGAUUUGCCCCAUGAGAGAGGCUGCCCUCUGGUGGACAUAGACUUCACUGGACCCUGCCAUUCUGAGUCUGACAUGGAUGAUGCCAUAGAGAAAUGCAGCGCUCUUCUUUUCUUCCCCUUCCUGUCCUGUCAUGAGAAUAUGGAUCCAAACCCCUUCGUGGCCAGCUGUGUCUCCGACCUCUGUGUGUCCGAUGAUGAGGAGACGUUUUGCCGUGCGCUUGUGGAGUACACCCGAAGCUGCAGUCAUGUAGGAUACCCUGUGCGCGAGUGGAGGGACAGCUUUCCAUCCUGCAAUGACGGCUGUGAGGAGAGUUUUGUCCAUAGAGACUGUAUCAGCUGCUGUCCUCCCACCUGUACUUUUGACAAAGAAUGUCUGGGAACUAACCUACACUGCCUGGAUGGAUGCUACUGCCCGGACGGCUUGAUUCUGCAGAAUGGGACAUGUAUCGCGGUGUCUCAGUGUCCUUGUGUCUACCACGGCACCUCAUAUGCACAAGGAAAUAUUCUGGAGCAGGGAUGCAGCAGCUGUGUAUGUAUGGGAGGAGUGUGGAACUGCACAGAAAACAACUGUACAGUGGAGUGUUCAGUAGUUGGUGAUGUGUUUGUGACGUCGUUCGAUGGGAGGAUGUUUCUGCAGCCUGGGGCGUGUCAAUACGUCCUGGCUAAGAGUCGCAGUGGCAGCAGAUUCACUGUUACCCUGCAGUACACAACCUGCACAGAGGCCCAGCAGCAGGUGUGUAUACAGUCUGUGGUGGUAAUUCUGGAUGAAGAUGUUAGUCACCAGGUGACUCUGACCAGGGAGGGGGAGGUGCUUAUUGGGGUCAACCCUGUCCCUACCUUGCCCUACACUGAUGAUGUAGUUGAGGUGCGGAAGCUAACAUCGGUGUUCGUCCAGCUGAGGACAUUGCUUGGACUGCGCCUGCAUUAUGACUGGCGUGGUGGACGUGUCUAUCUACAACUGGACAGCCAAUGGCGUGGCAAAACACUGGGCCUCUGUGGAACCUUUAAUGGAAACCUUCGGGAUGACUUCUUGUCUCCAGCAGGGAUGAUAGAGGGGACUCCCCAGCUCCAUGCUAGUGCCUGGAGGGUAUCAUCUGCUUGCUCCGCCCCUAUCAACCAGCCGAUCAUCGACCCCUGUGAGAUGAACCAGCACAAUGUGUUCUACGCCACUCUGUGCGAGGUGUUGUUGGCUAGUGUGUUUGCUCCGUGCCAUGGUUACAUCAGUCCCAGUGUGUACCAGCAGCAGUGUCGCUAUCAGGCCUGUCGCUGUGGUAACACCUGUCUGUGUACAGCCCUGGCCCACUACGCCUAUCUCUGCUCCAAACACCAUAUCACUGUCAACUACCGGGCCCACGUCUCAGAGUGUGGGGUGGUGUGUCUGGGUGGGAUGCAGUACCAGUCGUGUGUGUCGUCCUGUGGCCGGUCCUGUCGUUCCCUCUCCAGUGGAGAGACCUGUAACCCUGACGACUGUGCGGAGGGGUGUGGCUGCUCCGAGGGCAGUUAUUAUGAUGACGUACGGCAACGCUGUGUUCAGCUGUCUCAGUGUCAUUGUUACUCUAUGGGAGGGGUCUCACAGCCAGGGGAGGUGUCUUUCAGUGCCGCAGGCCCUUGCCUAUGCAGGAAUGGAAGAAUGGAGUGUAUAGCAGAAGAAAGAGAGCCAGAGCGAGGCCAGUGUCCGGAAGGAAAGGUGUUCCACAGCUGCUCUGAGCCACAAGGAGUUCAGGGGGUGGCGGCCUGGCGAGGAGGUGUGGCCUGUGAGCUCACCUGUCGGAACCUGAUGUUGAACCUCACGUGUCCUCCGACCACACCCUGCAUACCUGGCUGUGUCUGCCCACCUGGGCUUGUGCUGCACCGUGGGGAGUGUUACUACCCAGAGAACUGUCCCUGUGCCUGGCUGGGCCUGGAGUAUCUGCCUGGAGAGACCGUGGACACCCCCUGUUACAGAUGCGUGUGUCACCGGGGAUAUUUCAACUGUAGUUACUCUCCGUGUCCAGCUGUGUGCACGGUCUAUAGUGACAGACAUUACCACACCUUCGAUGGCUUGGAGUAUGACUACCACUCUGACUGUCAGGUCUACUUACUCAAGAGUAUCGAUGGUGAGGUGUCCAUCGUGGCUCAGAAUAAGGACUGCUAUGAGAGUGGGAUUGUCUGUAUGAAGAUGCUAGUGAUCCAUGUUGGCUUCACCAAGAUCUACUUCAACGACAACUCAGGCCAUCCUAGCCCGUCCACGGUGGUAGGCAGGGGGUCACAAUUUGAGCUUUGGUCCGCAGGCUACUACACAGUCAUCCACUUCCCCAACCAGGACCUGACCGUACUCUGGGACCGCAAGACGACCGUGCACAUCAGAGCUGGACCACAGUGGAAGGGUCUCCUGAGUGGUCUAUGUGGGAACUUUGACAGUGUGACGGUGAAUGACAUGACCACAUCUAGCCACAUGGAGGUCAGCAAUGCUCAGGGCUUUGGAGACAGCUGGGCCCUCGGUCAGUGUGAGAGUGACUACGUGGUGAAGAGGGCGUGUGAAGGAGACCUUGGUAGACAGCCGUACGCCAAGAGAGAGUGUGCCCUACUCUACAGUGACGUGUUUACCCCCUGUCACAACGUGGUGGAUGUCUCAUGGUUCUAUAGGAACUGCUUGACAGACACGUGUAACUGUAACCGGGGCGGAGACUGUGAGUGUCUGUGUACGUCCAUCGCUGCCUAUGCACACACCUGCUGUCAGCACGGCGUUACUGUGGUCUGGAGAAACCCGUCUGUCUGCCCCUAUGACUGUGAAUACUACAACCAAGAGUUAGGUGACGGGCCGUUCUCUGUAGUCGGUGCUGUGUACAACGCUACAGUCUUGGGUGUGAACAGAACCAGUGGAUCAGUGUUCCCCCUGGUUAGAGAGUUUGUAGGUGGGCUGCCACCCCAUGGACUGCUUUUUAACUUCAUGAUUACAGCGGGUCUACAGAAGGACCGCACAUCGCGUCUCCCGGUGGUCUCUUUGGAGUCCGCGGAGCGCCCUAACUACUUCCUGGUUGUGACUGGGAGUGCCGGGCUGCGAUUGGAGCAGUGGACCCGAGGGGAGGAGUUUGGCCGAAGGGCAUCCUUCCUGCAGCACCAGGGACUGUUCCUACCGGGCCACACUUCCUUCGAGCUGAUUGGCCAGCCAGGACUUUUUCUUACUCUGACACGCACGUCUGCGCGCGCUCAGCGAUAUGAAAACAACGACCACUUCAAGACCAGCAGCUCCUUUACCCUGGAGGAGAGCACUUUUGUGAUCCCGUACCGUAUGAUGUGCGAGUGGCGUUACCAUGCCUGUGCCAGUCCGUGUGUCCGUACAUGCGCCGACCCCACCUCUACACGCUGCCACUUCCUGCCCCCGGUGGAGGGCUGUUUCCCUCGCUGCCCCAAAAACAUGAUACUCGAUGAGGUCACCAGGAGAUGUGUCUACCCAGAGGACUGUGUGUCCCUCCCUCCCACCCCCACACCGUACGCCUUCGUAAACAGGACCACCACCACUCCACCCACUACAGCCACCUCAACUACGACCACCACCCCAACUACAACCAGCCCAACUACAACCACCACCACCCCAACUACAACCAGCCCAUCUACGACAACCAUCACCCCAACUACAACCAGCCCAACUACAACCAGCCCAACUACAACCACCCCAACUACAACCACCACCACUCCAACUACAACCAACCCAUCUACGACAACCAUCACCCUAACUACGACAACCCCCCAAACUACGACAACCCCCGUGUUAACAACAAUGACCACCACCUCAACUAUAAUCACUACCACUAGUGUUAGGCCUACUAUCACCACCACAUCUAGACCCACUACAAAGACCACUUCUACGGUUACAGAAACUACUCCCAGUGAUCUGGCAACCACUGCUACUCCCACCAGAGCUCCCACGUCUCCCCACAUAGCCCCAGUGACUGAGCACCUCACCCCCCCUAGCUCCCCCUCUCCUCUCCCAUCUCUGCUCUCCACCUCUGCGACCGAGCCCACCACUACAUCUGAAGUUACGGCCUCCACCUCCACCUUCUCCCUUUCCACCUCCCCCACCCCACCAAGCAGCACCACUCGGGUAACAACACUAACUGUGAACACGACGGUAACCAUGGAAACGGCGUCUUCCGCUCGCCCCAGCCUGGCUGUGACCGACUCCGCCCCGACCCUCCCUGAGACCUCCCCCCGGCCGUCCAGCACCCUUUCAGCUCCCUCUCCCUCCUCGCCCACCUCCUCCGCCCCUCUGUACCCGGCCACACACCCACCCACCGCCACUCAAACACACAGUCCUGUCGCCACUCCCACAGAAACCACCUCAGCAUUCCCCCACAUCUAUGACGUCUCUGCGACUAUGUCGACAUCACCCCCCGAGAUGACGGAGUCCAUAACUACGGAAAGAGCCACCAGCCCAGAGCCCUCCAGUACACCUGAGUUUGCCGUCAUGCCAACAGCACGGCCUCCCUCUCCCCUGCCCACCACUCCCUGCACACCUCCAUACUCCCACCGUAUAGAUGAGUGUGCCGAGCUGAUCUGUUUAAACGGGGAACUGCUCCUUCAUAACUCCUCUCUACAUUGUCGCUACAACACCACUCCUCCUCGCUGUUCUCUGCUGGGCAUGGCUGUCCUCGCCAACACUGACCCCUGCUGCCCGCUCUGGCAGUGCCCAUGUCGCUGCUCAGUGAUGUCCGACCUGCGCGUGAUAACGUUUGACGGCAACAACGUGGCUCUGUACGAUAACGGCUCUUACAUCCUGGUUCACCUGCCCAGGGAGAACAUCAUAGGAACAGUGAACAAAUGCCCCACCAGCCAGAGUGUCAACUCCAUUAGAAGACCUAGCCCCAGUGGAGGAACGUCAGGCCUGUGUUUUAAGAAGUUGAACAUCACCACCCCCUCCUACAGGAUCAUCAUCAACCGCCUCGACCGCAAGGUGUCUGUGAACCACAUCAAGGCGCGGCUGCCCUUCUCCCGGCAGGCCUUGGCAGUGGAGGACACGGGCAGUAUGUACCGGAUCACCACUCCUGGAGGGGUCAACAUCCAGUGGUACCACAGCACCGGCAUCAUGGUUCUGCAGUACACCGCCCUGUCCAAUACCUCCGCUCCCACCAGGGGGCUCUGCGGCUGCUGCGACGGGAACCCGGCCGACGACCUGAAGCUGCCCAACGGCACGGUGGUGAGGGAGGUGGACGACCUGCGUCUGUUCCUGCAGGCCUGGAGGGUCCACACUUCGGAGGAUGCGGAGCACACGCGGCGCAUCGGGGACAACUGCACCACGGGGGACUGCUCCACCUGCCUGUCCAUGCUGAGGCAGAGGCCGUUCGUCCCCUGUCACGGCAAGGUGUCCCCGGAGCAGUUCUGCGACGUCAUGUGGGCUGGCGACCUCCAUUACAAGGCCCAUCAGUGUGACUUCCUGGCCGCCUACGUAGCGGUCUGCUACACCUACCAGGUCUGCAUCAGCUGGAGAAGACACAACUUCUGCCCGUUGAGGUGUCCCCCAGGUAGAGAGUACCAGUCGUGUGUGUCCACCUGUAAUACCCGGACCUGCGAGAACAGAGAGUUCUACGAGGAGACGACCUGCUCCCACAUCCGAGAGGAGUGCGUGUGUCGUCCCGGAACCCUCCUCCACCGAGCCGACUCCUCCUACUGUGUCACAGAGGAGCAGUGUGUGUGCACUGAUAACGAGGGUUCUCCACGGGCCCCUGGAGAGGUGUGGAACAGUUCUGUGCGUGGCUGUUGUCUGUUCCGCUGCCUGGAGAACGGUUCCGUGGUGCCAGAAGAACCGGACUGCAGCUUCAGUCCCAGUCCGCUGUGUGAGAGGGAAGGAGAGUAUGUGUUGGAAGUCCUGGAGGAGGGGGUCUGCUGCCCCAAAAAGAUCUGUGAAUGCAAUCUGACCAUUUGUGAGAGUGAAGCUCCGCCCUGUGAGAACGGAAACCGACUGGUGAUUGGUUACAGUGCCCUGUCAUGCUGUCCAGAAUACCGUUGUGAGUGCGACCCCCAUGCAUGUCCCCCUGUCACUGCCCCCGAAUGCAGAGAAGACCAGUUCCUAGUGGAGGUCCGGGAGGACAACUCCUGCUGUUACUCCUUUCUGUGCGUGUGUGAGUCUUGUAUCGAGCCCGUUCCAUCCUGUUCCUAUGGAGAGAUACUAGCUGUAAACCUGAACAGCACCCACAGCUGCUGCCCUCAAUACCACUGUGUGUGUGAUGUCAACCUGUGUCCUGAGUUGUCUCUAAGCUGUUCUCCUGGACUCUCUCUGGUCCAAACCACCCUCCCUGGACACUGCUGCCCUGACCGUCACUGUGAGUGCCAGUGUCAGGACAACACUCUCCCAGUCUGUCCAGUGGGUGAGGUACAAGUGGAGGUCCCAGACAGCAGCAGCACCUGUGGAUGCCCUCGCUACACAUGCAAGAAGGCGGAGGUGUGUGUGUUCCAGGGAGUCACGGUUUUGGGGCCGGGUCAGAGCCUGGUCCAGUACUAUGAAGGAGAUUUGUGUUACACUGUCCACUGUCUGACACACCGCGACACACUCACCGGAUACUACGCCAUGGACGUAUCCGCCAUCAACUGCUCUCAGACCUGUGGCCAGCACCAGAUGUAUGUAGCAUCAUCAGAUCCUCAGGUGUGCUGUGGCUCCUGUAAGAAUGUUUCCUGUUCCUUCAUGAGUAGCAACGGAACCAAUGAGCUCUUCACUGCGGGGAGCUCCUGGGUGGAGAACUGUACACGGUAUGACUGUGUGGAGACACCUGUGGGAGCCGUGGUGCUGGCUUCAGGAGUGGUCUGCCCCCCCUUCAACGAUACUGAGUGUACUCAGAACGGGGGUGUGGUCCAAAGCUAUGUGGACGGCUGCUGCAAGACGUGUAAGGAAGACGGCAGGACAUGUAAGCGUGUAGCCAUCCGAACCACCAUCAGAAAAGAUGACUGCAGGAGCAACGCACCGGUGACAGUGUAUUCAUGUGAUGGGAAGUGUCCAUCGGCCACCAUCUUCAACUUCAAUAUUAAUAGCCAUGCCCGCUUCUGUAAGUGCUGUAGGGAGAGUGGACUUCAGACCCGCUCCAUCACCCUUUACUGCUCUCGCAAUGCUACCUUGGUGGACUACAGCUUCCAGGAGCCUCUAGACUGCUCCUGUCAAUGGAACUAGACAGAUUCCUUUGAGCUUCAGUAUGACCAACAUUAGGGGUUAGAGGUUAGAGUUCAGAACAGACAAAUCAAACACUCAGUCAGGCCAGUUCAUUAGUAUUCCUUUAGUCUGUUGUUGAGAGCUAUAUGCUAUAUGACCGGUUGUAGGGACCCAGUGUCAUAGACUGCAGUGUUCAGUCAACACUUUGGUCCUGUUUGUACUGCUCCUUUGUGUAACACCAGCUCAUCCUCAGAACCUAGGCUGAGACCAUUUGGUUCCAGUAGACAGUUACUGAUUGGUCUGUUGAUAUAGUGCUCUUAUGAUGACUGAUGUGUUUUAUAUGCCAAUACAAUUGGUUUUAAAAGAAGAACCAUUCAUUACAUACAGUAUGUACAACUUUUAUGUGAAAUUUUUUUUAUUUAAAUCAGUGAUUGUUUUACUAAGGUGAUAAUUCACCUAAUCGUCUGAUAAUAGACUGUAUUUCUACAGAACACUGUUGGCUGUGUGGUUUGUGAAGCCCUGCUCCGGUAAUCAUUCAGAUGUACCCUUUCAGAAUAGAACAAU